Pteropus alecto (black flying fox) is the source of this 1940-nucleotide messenger RNA. RefSeq names its product developmentally regulated GTP binding protein 2 (gene DRG2). Gene Ontology annotation, molecular function: GTPase activity; GTP binding. NCBI's taxonomy places the organism in Eukaryota, Metazoa, Chordata, Mammalia, Chiroptera, Pteropodidae. Gene Ontology annotation, biological process: cytoplasmic translation. Gene Ontology annotation, cellular component: cytoplasm. The record is from RefSeq and is a predicted model, not a curated record. The coding region runs from base 135 to 1229 and encodes 364 amino acids. The transcript has 14 exons.
GCACCCGGCGCACGAGUACGCUGUUAUUCGUGGGUUUCCGGGAGCAGGCUGUUUGGCCGCCGCGCCGCCGCGCCGCCGCAAGGCCGGAAUUCCCGGCUUCGCCGCUGUCUCUCUUGGUACGCUCAGCCGCGGCCAUGGGGAUUCUGGAGAAGAUAUCCGAGAUCGAAAAGGAGAUCGCUCGGACGCAGAAGAACAAGGCCACCGAGUAUCACCUGGGCUUGUUGAAAGCAAAACUUGCCAAGUAUCGGGCCCAGCUCCUGGAACCAUCCAAAUCGGCCUCAUCCAAAGGAGAGGGCUUCGAUGUCAUGAAGUCAGGCGAUGCCCGUGUGGCAUUGAUUGGAUUUCCUUCUGUGGGUAAGUCUACUUUCUUGAGUCUAAUGACCUCCACAGCCAGCGAAGCUGCAUCCUAUGAAUUCACAACCCUGACGUGUAUCCCCGGGGUUAUUGAAUACAAAGGAGCCAACAUCCAGCUCCUGGACCUUCCUGGAAUCAUUGAAGGCGCAGCACAAGGGAAAGGCCGUGGCCGGCAGGUGAUUGCUGUGGCACGCACAGCUGAUGUCGUCAUCAUGAUGCUGGAUGCCACCAAAGGAGAGGUGCAAAGGUCUCUGCUGGAGAAAGAACUGGAGUCAGUGGGCAUCCGCCUCAACAAGCACAAGCCCAACAUCUACUUCAAGCCCAAGAAAGGUGGUGGCAUCUCCUUUAACUCAACAGUCACACUGACCCAGUGCUCAGAAAAGCUGGUGCAGCUGAUCCUGCAUGAGUACAAGAUCUUCAAUGGAAGUGCUCUNNUCCGAGAAGACUGCUCCCCGGAUGAGUUCAUCGAUGUGAUCGUGGGCAACAGGGUGUACAUGCCCUGCUUAUAUGUUUAUAACAAAAUUGACCAAAUCUCAAUGGAAGAAGUGGACCGCCUGGCCCGGAAACCCAACAGUGUAGUCAUCAGCUGUGGCAUGAAGCUGAACCUGGACUACUUGCUUGAAAUGCUUUGGGAAUACUUGGCCCUGACCUGCAUCUACACCAAGAAGAGAGGACAGAGGCCAGACUUCACAGAUGCCAUAAUCCUCCGGAAAGGGGCCUCCGUGGAACACGUGUGCCACCGCAUCCACAGGUCGCUCGCCAGCCAGUUUAAAUAUGCACUGGUGUGGGGCACCAGCACCAAGUACAGCCCUCAGCGGGUGGGCCUGACCCACACCAUGGAACAUGAGGAUGUCAUCCAGAUUGUCAAGAAAUAGUGACCUGGGGCCAGGCCACCCAUCCGCCAAGUCUCCCUGGGGCGUCAAACAGGAAAAGAGAAAUACACAUACUCCAGGAAAGGGUCUUUCAAGUCUCUGCUUUUUCUAGAAGUUUCUUCAGUAGGCAGGUGAUGAAGAGUGUGUGGGACAGAGGGACAAGGUUGUGGGUCUUGGGCUGGGCUGGGGGCAUUUCCCAUGAGACUUGUCCCUUGUGCAGGGAUUCUAAGUUUGGAACCCUGGGCCUGUACCCUACCCCUGGCCUCCUUCAGGCACUGACAGAGCAAGUUGCCGCUUUACUUCCCAGCCAGGGUCUAAAGCAGAUGGCUUGCUCAGUGCAAGGGUGGGGAGCUGGGCCUGCCUGGGUCCCUAGAGGUAGUAGUUACUGUUGGGGCACCUCGGCCUCAGCUCCUGCAGCUUCUCUGGUAUUCAGGGAGGGGGCCCCCAGGACAAAAACUCCUACCACCCUCCCCUUCCCAAGGCUGCCCUGUGUUGGAAACUAGAGGUCAGUGGCUUUAAAGCCCUAGCUUAGGCCCUCUGCAGCCUGUUGGAUCCUGAAGUGCUACUCCUUCCCAUGGCAGCCCCUGCCCAGCAUAAAACCCCAGGCCCCAGGCCCUAUACAAACACCUGGGGUAGUGACUGGAGUUUGGGUUCUGUAUUUUCUCUCUAAGCCCCCUUGAUCUCAGCUCUCUGUGAAAUAAAGGAUGAAAACAA